AUGAUCGCCACAGAAAUUGACACCUCUAGCCAUCUGAGGUUCGAGGAAAGGCCUAAACGAAUGAGACUCGAUCCAAGAUGUCGACAUUACGACUCAAACGGAGUGUCACACCGUUCACUAGACAUCGGUGGUGUAAUUGCUGUUUUGAGUAAAUACCAAGAUUACGAUGGUGGGAUCAACUGCAGCGUAUGUGGAAAGCUGUACAAGAGCCGGGUCUGUUUUGUGAAACACCUUUGGGAGCAUACCAUAUAUUGGGAUCAGUUUCCAGGUGACAAAAACCAGGAUCGAGUCCUGUCAAUACAGGCAGCUUUAAUCCUGUUCCUCACAGUCCACGGAGAUGCAGUGCAAGAUAGUAGUAUUCUUGCACAUCUUCUGGUCACGGCACCAAAUGAGAAACGUCCAGAUGAUGUGCCAGCCUCCCCAACAUCUCCUGAGAAGCGACGACCUCGAACGCCCAAGAAAAAUUCAUCAAACAUUUCACCUCUUAAGAGGAAAAAAUCUUUUGAUCUUUGA
Molecule: messenger RNA, 513 nt
Organism: Ylistrum balloti
Lineage: Eukaryota; Metazoa; Mollusca; Bivalvia; Pectinida; Pectinidae
Exons: 2
Coding region: 1-513 (170 amino acids)
Source: RefSeq, a predicted model, not a curated record